Molecule: messenger RNA, 1976 nt
Organism: Homarus americanus (American lobster)
Lineage: Eukaryota; Metazoa; Arthropoda; Malacostraca; Decapoda; Nephropidae
Product: transcription termination factor 5, mitochondrial-like
Exons: 9
Coding region: 151-1839 (562 amino acids)
Biological process (GO): regulation of DNA-templated transcription; termination of mitochondrial transcription
Cellular component (GO): mitochondrial matrix
Molecular function (GO): double-stranded DNA binding
Source: RefSeq, a predicted model, not a curated record
AGAAAGUUAUAUUUGUUGUCACCGUGCUAUCACUCCCAGACUGGCUGCUGCUACAAAACCGGCUACUGACAACGUCAGCCACCCUCUGAUUGACUGUUUUUGACAUCAAGUCAUAAAUGCUGACGGUCUACACAUCUAAUCACACAAAAUAUGAGAUGUGUGCAGCUACUGUUGGCAUCAGAGUCCAGUCGGAUACACAGCUUGGUGGGUAUUACCAGCUCUACCUCAGGAUGGUUCAGUGUUACCAACAGAAGAGUGUGUGGCCUUACUACCUCUACCCCCCGUACAGUAUAUCGUACCUCCCAUCUACAGGUUCCGGUACGUCAUUCCCCAUUUGAUACAAGUUGGUUACAGCAGAGAAGAUCUUUGUGCAGUGUAACAUUUACCAACACUUCUACUGCAGAGGCAGUAACACCAGAACAAGAAGUAGUUCUCAGAUAUGUACAACCAACUUCCCAAGUGACAAUGCUUAUGAACUACUUUAAUAUAUCAAGAAAUACUGUCUAUAGAAUACUAAAGAAGGAGCCUCGCCUUAAGGCCUGCGAUGUUUACACCCUGGCUCGUAAUAUGACUACUUUUAUGGAAAAUUGUUUAUGUCCAGAAGAGGUAAAAGAAUUCAUUUCACUGUUGUACCGCUGUCCCCUGACCAUGGAACACAACAUAGCUAUCUUGAAGGAACUAGGUCUGCAUAAUCUCACAGCCUAUUACUAUAUUCAAUUUAAUAAACUAUUCAAGUGCAAAGUUUCACUAAUGAAGAGUUGGAGACUCCUGCCAGAGAAGUAUGACCCCCGAGAGUCAGUGUUGGCUGCUAUGGGUGUACCACAAGAACUGCUGCUCACAGUUAACCUUCCUCAGGAUAUAAAUGAGUGCACUUUGUCUGAGGUGCACAGAGAACUUAGCAUUGUGUUCCUGCGUUGGUGUCUGAAGUGUGACCAGGACAACAUUGGCAAACUGCGUCGGACAUACAACCUCACUAAGAGCAUGAAAUUGCAGCAGCAAGUGGUACAUCAGCUUCAUCAUCAGUGGGAUAUUGGAACUUCCAAGAUUAUACAAAAUGGUUUCUUGCUGACUUGUAGUCCUCUCAAUAUGGCCCUUAUUGAGAAGGAGAUGAGGCUCAUAGCAGGAACAGACAUCAAGGAUUUAGUGUCCUUGACUCCUCGUAUUCUCACCGUCCCGUACCAUCAACUGACACAGAUUGAUUCUAUCCUGAACAAAAUCGGGGUGACUCCGGAAUCACUGAAAGCUGUACCCAGGAUAUGUACACUACACCCAGACACACUCCAACAACGCUUCAGUCUACUUCAACAAAUCCCUGAGUUUGCUGCCCUACGCCCACACCCACGUAUGUUACGACUGCUGUGUUAUUACAAUAAAGUUACGUAUCGUUUAGAUCUCUUACAACAGGUGAAAAAUACUAACGUUGUACCAAGUCUCAACACAUUAUCAGGUAGCAAGAGCAGAUUCCAUAAAUACAUUACUGUAGGCGACCUCAGGGAGAACAAACGAGAUGUCAUCAUCUGCUUGGGAGAACUCUUGAAUGAAAAGUCAAGUGUCAUUAGAAAAUGCCUCCAUAUCCAGUGUUGGGGGCAACAUACGACUGUUGUAAGUGUUAGAAAGAACCUUUCAGCAUUAUUAAAAGAAGGUUUCUCUAAGAAACAAAUACUGUCGGCUUUGGAUGUGGUAUUGUACCCACCAGAGCUGCUACUUGACCAGCUCACGCAGCUGCCAUGCAGACCUCAAGCUCAGCCAUUCUUAAACAUCAAGACAGAUCUAAAUGUUUUGCAGCUUCUUCUCUAUUUCAUGGAGAAAAAUGCAUCAUGUAGUCUGCCUAGAUGCUGAAAAUAUUCACUCUUAUUGUAUACCUUCUGUAUACUGACUUAUUGUUUGCACUGCAUAAAACUGCAUGUAAAGAAAGCCCAAAUUUAUAAACUUCAUAAAAUGUUAUAUGUAUAGUAAUAAACAAUUAUUUUUAUAAA